AUGGGUCCAACAGACAGCUUCACAGAUAUGGGCCUUCAUUACCGGGAUAUACUCCUUGGCCUUAUUGUUUUUACUGUCCUUAUCAUACUAAGUCUCGUGGCAUGGGCACUGGCAGUUCCCAAACGACCAAAACGCACCAACUUGCCCGUGUACCAUGUUACUAUGGGAACUGACGCAGCAAAGAUCCUCGAAGAGGCACAUAAAGAGUACGUUCUUUGGGUACUCAAACCUAAGAGUGCAAAUACUAACGCCAGUCAGUGCCCCGACACGCCUUUCGUCUUGUCACAGUUUGGGUUGGAUGCCGUUAUUUUGCCCACCUCAGAAAUCGAAACUGUAAAGUCACUCCCUGAAUCAGAGCUCUCGAUCAAGCAUCACCAUUACAACGUCUUUCUUGGCGAAUAUUCGUACAUGGGAACCAAGGCCGACGAAUUUGAUGCCACCGUACGCCACACUCUAGCUCGCAACACGCCCGUUCGACUGGAGUCUUUUACCGCAGAAGUGAAGCACGCAGUAGAGACCUGCAUCGGUAGAUGCGAGCGCGAAUGGACGCCGGUUCGUGUGCGGCAUGCCAUGUCUAGAGUCGCUUCUAUUAUGUCUGGGCGUGCUUUCGUUGGUCUCCCACGAAGUCGAGAUCCGGAGUGGGUUGAAGCCACUACUAGCUACACCCAAGACGUCUCUCGUGCAUACAUCUACCUGCGAGCACUGCCGUGGUUCGUUAAGCCAUUCCUCGCCCCGUUCUCGGCCCAAGUAAAGUCCUUACUACGGCACAGACAAAUUAACGUGGAGAAGUUGGCGCCUCUACUUGCCGCCAAACAACAUAAAGCUGGCAACAAGCAGAUUGAGUCCAAGGUCCAUAAUCCGCCCGGCGGCGAAAUGCUCGACUGGUUCAUCUCCCACUACAGCAAGCCGCCCACUGUCCAUCAGCUAGCCCGCGAUCAGCUUCUGGCUACGUUUGCGUCGAUCUACAACCUGUCAAAUGCUCUGUCAUAUAUAGUCUUUGAUCUCGCAGCCUACCCGGAGCACAUCGAAGAGCUGCGCCAGGAGCUCAAGGAGGUCGUAGGCGAGAACGGUAUGAUCGACAAAGUCACACUGCCCAAGCUGCGCAAGUUCGACAGCUUCGUUAGAGAAUCGCAAAGACUGAGUCCUCCAUCUAUUGCGAACAUCCCACGCUAUGUCAAAAGCCCAUCCAGCUUCCGCACCUCAACUGGCCAUCUGAUUCCUCAUGGCUACACAGUCAUGGUCCGGGCCGAGCCUAUCAACAGAAAUGCCAAUCUGUGGCCCGAACCAGAUAAGUUCGACGGUUUCCGCUUUUCUAAACUCCGUGAUCGUCCUAGUAAUGAGAUGAAGUAUCAGCACAGCAGCACUGGUACCGACAAUAUCAAUUUUGGCCAUGGAAUCUGGGCGUGCCCAGGGCGGUUCUUUGCGUCAGCAGAGAUCAAGAUUGUCAUGGCGUUUCUCAUUACGCAUUAUGAUAUCAAACUUGUGCCGGGUAAGGGAAAGCCAGGCAAAUUCCAUUACGGGUUUGCUAUUCUGCCUGACACUGAGGCGGACAUUCUUUUCAAGAGGCGUGAGGCUGUCGCCCUGUAG
Molecule: messenger RNA, 1587 nt
Organism: Endocarpon pusillum Z07020
Lineage: Eukaryota; Fungi; Ascomycota; Eurotiomycetes; Verrucariales; Verrucariaceae
Exons: 3
Coding region: 1-1587 (528 amino acids)
Molecular function (GO): oxidoreductase activity, acting on paired donors, with incorporation or reduction of molecular oxygen; heme binding; iron ion binding
Source: RefSeq, a predicted model, not a curated record